CCGCGUCCCACCUCCUGCUGCCUUCCUGUCCAGGCUCCGCUGGGGCUCCCUGGACGCCUGGGCUCCGCUGACCGGUGGGGAGCACGCCCAACGUUUGGGGCCACGGGGCGGGUCAGAUAGCUGGGACCUCUAGCCCCAGGGGCCCCAGCCCUGCUGGGUUCAUUUAUUCGGCCCGCGUUUGCUGACCCGCCCCCAGUCUGCGUCAGGGCCGGCCCCUCCGCUCCUGGAUCAGCCCGCGGGGAGGCCUCGCGUAGCAGUUCCUGGGGAACAGGAAUGGCCUAUGUGAAUGAAGAAAGGUAUCCAUUGUGAAACUUCCAGAAAAACGAGCUACAUUUAUCAGCAGCUGCGACACGGUCCUUGGCAGACAAGGAUGAGAAAAAUAUCCAACCACGGGAGCCUGCGGGUGGCGAAGGUGGUGUACCCCCUGGGGCUCUGCGUGGGCCUGUUCAUCUACGUCGCCUACAUCAAGUGGCACCGGGCCCCCGCCACCCAGGCCUUCAGCAUUACUGGGGUGGCCCCAGGGGCCCGGUGGAGUCAGCAAGCCCACAGCCCUCCAGGGAUAGCUGCACAUGGACAUAAGGUCUUCUACGGGAUCAUGUUUGAUGCAGGAAGCACUGGCACCCGAGUACACAUCUUCCAGUUCGCCCAGCCCCCCAGAGAAACUCCCACCUUGACCCACGAAACCUUCAAAGCACUGAAGCCAGGUCUUUCUGCCUAUGCUGAUGAUGUUGAAAAGAGCGCUCAGGGAAUCCAGGAACUACUGGAUGUUGCUAAACAGGACAUUCCGUUUGACUUCUGGAAGGCCACCCCUCUGGUCCUCAAGGCCACAGCUGGCUUACGCCUGUUACCUGGAGAAAAGGCCCAUAAGUUACUGCAGAAGGUGAAAGAAGUGUUUAAGGCAUCGCCUUUUCUGGUGGGAGAUGACUGUGUUUCUAUCAUGAACGGCACAGACGAAGGCGUUUCUGCGUGGAUCACCAUCAACUUCCUGACAGGGAGCUUGAAAACUCCGGGAGGGAGCAGCGUGGGCAUGCUGGAUUUGGGCGGAGGAUCCACUCAGAUCGCCUUUCUGCCUCGCGUGGAGGGCACCCUGCAGGCCUCCCCGCCCGGCUACCUGACGGCACUGCGGAUGUUUAACAGGACCUACAAGCUCUAUUCCUACAGCUACCUCGGGCUCGGGCUGAUGUCGGCACGCCUGGCGAUCCUGGGCGGUGUGGAGGGGCAGCCUGCUAAGGAUGGAAAGGAGUUGGUCAGCCCUUGCUUGUCUCCCAGUUUCAAAGGAGAAUGGGAACAUGCAGAAGUCACGUACAGGAUUUCGGGUCAGAAAGCCGCGGCAAACCUGCAUGAGCUGUGUGCCACCAGGGUGUCGGAGGUCCUUCAAAACAGAGUGCACAGGACGGAGGAAGUGAAGCAUGUGGACUUCUACGCUUUCUCCUACUAUUACGACCUUGCAGCCAGUGUGGGGCUCAUAGAUGCAGAGAAGGGAGGCAGCCUGGUGGUGGGGGACUUUGAGAUCGCAGCCAAGUACGUGUGUCGGACCCUGGAGACGCAGCCGCAGAGCAGCCCCUUUGCGUGCAUGGACCUCACCUACGUCACCCUGCUGCUCCAGGAGUUCGGCUUUCCCAGGAGCAAAGUGCUGAAGCUCACUCGGAAAAUCAACAAUGUUGAGACCAGCUGGGCUCUGGGGGCCAUUUUUCACUACAUCGACUCCCUGAACAGACAGAAGAGUCCAGCCUCGUAGUGGCCGAGCCGCCCGUCCCCAUCAACGGUGGUCUGCAUAAACCCUCCUGUCCUGUAUGUGACUUUAUCAGUAUGGGCUUCGGUGGCACUUUCUGCACGCUGGCCCUGGGACUUCCAGAAGGCCUGGUGCUGCCCUGGCAUCGGCCUCUCCCAGUCACAUCUGGCCAAAGGGCUGGGGGCUGUGUCUGGACCUGGGCCCUGCCCAUUACUACCUGUCUGCCUGGGCUCCAGGUGGGCAGGAGCAGGACAGAACCACGGUCACACACUGAGGUGGCAGCGUGGCCCCCCACCUGUCCCAUCCCUGUGCCUCGUCUGUGGGGCUGUUGCUGCUGCUGUGUGUGUCUCUGCGAUGGGACUCUUGUUUUGUCUCCCAGCCUGUCAGAUUCCUUCCCAGGGAGUUCCGCUUCCCAAGAGAGCCUGGGAGACGGUGCAAGCUGUCCUGGCUGCCCUGGGGAAGCUGAAUGACAGCAGGACAGUGGGUCUGGGCGGCACCACUGUGAACUCUGGACUUGAGCGUGCUUGCCCCUUCCUUGGGUGUGAGUGUGAGAGUUCACCCAGAGGCCUGCUCUCCUCAUACCUUGUGUGGUUUUGGGUUAGCCAAUGGAGGGAGACACCUCCUCAUGGAUGGCAGGUGCCUGCUCUUCAGGGAGUCUCCCAGCGCGGGAGGAUGCAGGGCCUGAGCUGCUGUCAACGAUCUGUGGCCGUGCUGCUUGAGUGACAUCCCUGUCAUGUGGGUGCCAAGUGCUUGUGUAGAAACUGUGUUCUGAGCCCCUUUUUUUGGACACUGACUGUGUCCUGUGAAUGUAUUGCUACUGUGAGCCGUUGCCGCCCAGCCAGGGCCGUGUCUUAGACGCAGCUGUGCCAUGGGUCAGCUGAGCUGCAGUCCCAGAACCAAGCUGUCAGUGCGGUGUGGGUGCCGGGGCCCAGCCUUGCUGCGCUCUUCAGUGAAUGUACAGUGCUUAGCACAAGCUGAACCUCAUGUGUUCUAUUCCCAAUAAAAGGUUGACGGGGCUCGCCCUCCUCUGGAAUUCCUCUCGGUGAGCGACAGCAGCACUUGUCCACCUGGCACCUGAGAUCCCUGUUUACUAAAGCUUAGAAAAACUGCCAGAGGGGCUGGCAGAGGGGUUGGCGUACUUCCAGUCUGGUCAACAUCCCUCCUGAGGACACAGCAGUGGAGGGCCCCUGGAGGCCGGGGCUGGUGAGGGUUCUGACUGGUGGCCGUGGCCCUCCCAGCAUCUGUUGAGCACAGAGCUCCUCCCCUGCCAGGCCAGCGACCCACAGCACAGCUAGGUGAGGCCUGGGCACAUCACCUUGGGUGAGCUGUAAGUCCCCACGUCAUUGUGUUCAGCAAAGAUCCGGUUUGGGUCUGGAAGUGUCCCAAAGGCAUCACAUGCUGGGGAAACUGCAGACUAGCCUGUGCCCUGAGUGCCUUUGCCUGAAGCCCCUGACCAACUGCAAUAGGAGGACAGGAUAUGGUCCUAGGGCCUCCCAGGGCUGCAGCGAAUGCUGACGGAGCCACGUAGUAAAGGCUGGUGCAGAGCAGGAAAGGACAAAAGACAAAAAGAGGAACAGUUUCCUCCCUCCAAGAGCCGGGGCCUCAUAGUGCACAGGUGCAGGAAGGAUGGCCGCGGUGCACAGCCCAGUGCAGCCCCAACCCCAGAGGCUGAGGGAGACCCUGGGACAGGAAUGAACCCCUCACAGACCUGGAGCCAGCUAUUUCUGCCUAGCAGUCUCCCCAAAACGUAAACCUUGGGGAAGUGGUCUGGAGGUCAGCGUAUGACACAGGCCGAGAAAGACAGCAGGAGAGCUGGUCCCUCAAUGAGUCAAAAGUCACAUGAGGACUGGGGCUAGGAAGCUUUCUUUUGGUGGGCAUGAGAAGGCCUUUCCUCCCCAUGCGUGCCACCCCCGCCUGGGCUGGGUCCCUGCCAGUGCCUUUCCUUCCGUAAUAUACACCAGUUUAAAUAUUUAAAGAACUCCAGAGGCUGAGAAUCGAAGUUGCAAAAAGGUAAAGCCAAAAUCAAUUUGGUCCUUUUAAAGAAGGCCGGUAACCUCAUGCCUGAAUAAGGCAAACAACUGGAAGCUUCCCAAAAGUGCACCAAGUAAGUCAUGGAAUAUUUCUGGGCCCAGAAAAUUAUGCAAGUCAUUUCUCUCUGAGUGUCUUUUGUGAUAAUGAAGUAGAUUCGUCUGUCAAAAAUAGCAACACAGGCACAUCGUAGCACAUCGUAAAAGAAGCAAACUAGGGUUGCUUGAAAAUUCUGUUCCCUCAGAGGACGUGUGCACUGAUGAGCUUAGACGUGUCACACGCCCCACACGCUGUCCCUGUCCGCGUGCCCCACGCCACUUAGCACCCAUGGCUACCCACUGAGCUGCCUCAGUCCUGCAGCCCCGUGUCUGGAUGGCAGGACCGCAGGGCAGUAAGUUUCAGGGCAUAAGCAGACGUCGCCAUGUUUCCUCAAUCCUACUGGACAAGCACGGGUGCUGGCCUCCCCCAUGCCCUAAAGUUUAAUCUUUACCAUUCUGUCAGGUUGAAAAAAAUGCUAACUAGUAGUUUGAAUGUGCUUGGAUCUAAUUCACGUGGUAUAUUUAAGUUGUAUUUCUGUGAAGUAUCUGCUCAUAUGCCUUGCCAAUUUUCUAUAAGAUUGACAUCAUUUUUUUGUUAAUUGUAGAUCUUUAUUUAUUAAGGAAAUUAGCCCAUUGUGAUA
Cebus imitator (Panamanian white-faced capuchin) is the source of this 4439-nucleotide messenger RNA. It is a transcript of the gene ENTPD6, whose product is annotated as ectonucleoside triphosphate diphosphohydrolase 6. Gene Ontology annotation, biological process: nucleoside diphosphate catabolic process. Bases 287 to 1738 code for a protein of 483 amino acids. NCBI's taxonomy places the organism in Eukaryota, Metazoa, Chordata, Mammalia, Primates, Cebidae. Gene Ontology annotation, molecular function: UDP phosphatase activity; GDP phosphatase activity. The transcript is spliced from 15 exons. The record is from RefSeq and is a predicted model, not a curated record. Gene Ontology annotation, cellular component: Golgi apparatus; membrane.